Messenger RNA from Corapipo altera (White-ruffed manakin), 896 nucleotides. It is a transcript of the gene RPL39, whose product is annotated as ribosomal protein L39. Gene Ontology annotation, cellular component: ribosome; cytosolic large ribosomal subunit. NCBI's taxonomy places the organism in Eukaryota, Metazoa, Chordata, Aves, Passeriformes, Pipridae. The record is from RefSeq and is a predicted model, not a curated record. The transcript has 3 exons. Gene Ontology annotation, molecular function: structural constituent of ribosome. The coding region runs from base 468 to 623 and encodes 51 amino acids. Gene Ontology annotation, biological process: translation.
UAAGUUGGAGUGUAUGAAUAAGCUGGCUUAAGAAUGGAAUAUGUCUUGACAAAUUCUCAUGUAAAGUCUCCCUACAUUGAAAUGCUUCUUUUUAAUCAAAUGUAGCUGGUUUGGGCAUCCUGUUCUUUUCCAGCAUCCUCCCUUCUGUAGAGUCUGAAACGUUUCCCAACUCCUGCCCUCUCGGAACUGCUUCCUCAUAACUUGAAGUAUUGUUUUACAGCCCAGAACGAGACUUCGCCAGUAGCAGCUCCUCUCAAGCUAGCGAAUUUUAGCCAUAGCUGUUUUUUUUGUACUAAACCCAAAUAAAACUGCACAAACUCGCUCGUCCGCAGCCGCCGUUCCCUCACUGCUUGCGGGUCCUCCUGGCCGCAAGGGGGCGCCGUGGCGGCGCCGCCGGCGCCGCUCCGCCCCGCCCCUUCCGCCUCCUCUGCCGCCGCCGUCGCCGGGAGGUCGCUUCGCUCCGCGCCAUGUCGUCCCACAAGACGUUUAAGAUCAAGCGCUUCCUCGCCAAGAAGCAGAAGCAGAACCGGCCCAUCCCUCAAUGGAUCCGGAUGAAAACCGGCAAUAAGAUCAGGUACAACUCCAAAAGGAGACACUGGAGGAGGACCAAGCUGGGCUUGUAAGGGAGACUGUCCUGGGAGCUCUAAUGAACACUGGUCUUUCUGCAUCAGAUUGAUACACCCUCAAGUCAUUCCUUCUGUGGUGCUGGACUGCACUCCCCAGUGUGGGGUUUUUAUAAGCUGGUCUGGGAUGUUGAUGUUAACUGGGAAAAUCUCUUCUUGCAUCUGAAACGUGGAGACUGUGUUCUAUUAGUGUUCUUUCUUUCAGGCAUCACCAUUAGCAUUGACAGUGCACAGGCUUACUAAUAAAUAUGGACCUGAACUACUUGGUUGAAA